UUCUCUCCGUCUCUCAGUCACGCUCGCACACAGACAGACAAAAACUAAUCACUACUGCCUCUGUCAGUGAGCGACAGUGACCAUCCUCUCUUCCAGAAGGCCUCAGACUGAGCGAUCAUUGAGCAGUCUCCCUGAAACCAUGGACAGUACACUGGAGAAUGAUCAGAGCUGGAUCCCCAAGGUGAUAAAGAAGAAAAUCUGUUCCACCUUCCUAGAGGAUACAGCUACUCAAAGCAAACUGCAGCUCUGCCAAUGCGGUUAUCCCAAGACUUGCCACAAACAGGUGGCAAUGGAGGACAACUUUGGGGCUGCCGUGGUCAGCAGAUGGAACACGGCAGAUCACACGACAGAGGAGCCAACCGACGCUUUUGGAGACGUGGCGUUUUUCAGGAAAGGGAGAAGGCAAGGCAAGUUUGUGCGACUUUCUUCGGACACUGACCCUGCGAUCGUCUACACCCUCAUCACCCAUUUCUGGGGGAUAGCGCAUCCCAACCUGGUGGUGUCCGUUGUCGGGGGUGAACAGAACUUAAAGAUGAAGACCUGGCUGAAGGACAUCCUCCGUCGAGGACUAGUCAAAGCUGCACAAAGUACAGGAGCGUGGAUUAUGACGAGUGGACUACAAGUUGGGAUUGGCAAGUACGUUGGUCAGGCAGUGCGUGACCAUGCUACAGCAAAUACACGGUCGACUGCCAAGGUGGUUGCCAUGGGGAUAGCACCUUGGGGAAUAGUGUACGAGAAAGAGCGUCUUGUGAACCCCAAGGGGUCCUUCCCUGCCAAAUACACAGUGAGCAGUGACAAAGAUGAAGAGUACACGCUGGAUGACAAUUACUCUGCCUUCCUUCUGGUGGAUGACGGCACCAACAAUCGAAUGGGGGGAGAAAUUCAGUUCCAAGCACGGCUGGAGCAACAUAUAUUGACACAGAGGACAGGAAUCGGAGGGAGAGGAAGCAUCGAGAUCCCUGUGCUGUGCAUGUUGAUCCAGGGGGGGCCUAACAUGCUGGAGAGAAUUUACAAAGCUACAACGAACAACAUCCCAUGGCUCAUCCUGGCAGGGUCAGGGGGGCUAGCCGACAUCUUGGCUGAGGUCAUGAUGGGAUCCUUCACAGCGGAGACCCUGAAGAAGGAGGUGGAAGUGCAGAUCCAGAAGCAUUUCCCUUCCGAAGACAUCCAGAGGCUGGUCGAGCUGGUGGAGAGGAUUUUUGAAAACAAGCAACUAAUAACAGUCUACAGGGCAGAUCUGGAUGGGACGGAAGAGUUCGAUACAAUCAUUUUAAAGGCGCUCUUCAAAGCCUGUAAAAAGGAGAGAACCGAUGCCCAGAGUUACCUCGAUGAGCUGAAACUGGCGGUGGCCUGGAGCCGAGUGGAUAUUGCCAAAAGCCAAUUAUUUAAUGGAGAAAUCGAGUGGAAAUCUAGCGACCUGGAGGACCCCAUGACUGCCGCCCUGGUGAACGACAAGACGGAGUUUGUCAAGCUGUUCAUCGACAACGGGUUUAACAUGGUGGAGUACCUCUCAUACCGACGCCUGGAGGAGCUCUACAGCAUGGUGGCAAGCAAAUCUCUCCUCAAUAGCUUCCUACAGAAGAAGAAGGAGGAGAGGAGGUCCUUGCAAGGGGGCAAGGAGUCCAUGCUGCUGCCUGUCAACCCAAACUUAUCUGGGGCUCAGCAGAGCUACACGCUCCUCGAGGUGUUGAAGGUGCUGAAGGACCUGAUGGGAGAUUUUUGCGAGCCCAUGUAUGGACAACUCUUCAAACAGGCCGAUUCACACAGAAACAAGCCAUUACUGAAACCUCAGGAGCUGUCCUAUCAGAUGAGGAAAUGCGCCACUCCCUGGACAGACCUGUUCAUCUGGGCAGUCCUGCAAAGCCGCAAUGAGAUGUCCACCUACUUCUGGGAAAUGGGUGGAGAGUCAGUGUCUUCUGGCCUCGUUGCCUGCAAGAUCCUGAGGGAAAUGGCUCGAUACCAGCCAGAAGCAGAAGGGGCCCAACUCAUGAAGGAGAUGGCAGCAAAAUUUGCCCAACUGUCGCUAGACGUGUUCAACCAGUGUUACCGUCACAAUGAGAAGCGUGCGUUCCGGCUGCUGGUGCGGCAGUGCCCACUGUGGGGCAGUGCCACCUGUCUACAGCUUGCCAACGAGGCCGACGCCCGAAAUUUUCUUGCUCAUGACGGAGUCCAGGCCCUCCUGAAUCAGAUCUGGUGGGGGCAGAUGGACAGGAACACAGAAACUUGGAAGCUGUGCAUCGCUUUCUUCUGCCCCCUUUUCAUAUACAGUAACCUCAUCAAGUUCAGCAACAGCAGAGAGGAACACAUGACAGAGAAGAACACAUCUGAUUUGGACAGUAUCGACGGUGAUUUAUUGCUUCCCAAAUCUGACAUCUAUCAUGACAGUGAAGCUGACGUCAGUGUGUCGCCUGGCAACAUGCGGCCAUUUUGGAUGAUUCGAUGGAAGCAAUUCUGGGGAGCUCCUGUCACCUCGUUCUUUGGGAAUGUCAUCAUGUAUUUUGCCUUCCUGUUCCUCUUUGCCUACGUCCUGAUCCUGGAUUUGCCUCUUAAGAAUCCAUCGAUAGCAGAGCUCAUCCUAUAUUUCUGGGUCCUCACGCUCGCCUUCGAAGAGAUCCGACAGACCUUCUUUGUCAGCGUGAACAUCCCCUUGAAGAAGAAGGUGAAGCUGUAUUAUCAGGACAUGUGGAACAAGUGCGACAUUCUGGCUAUCCUCAUGUUCAUCGCCGGGGUCAUCGGCAGAAUGUUCAGCUCGUGGUACGAGAUGGGCCGGGUCAUUCUCUGCCUCGACUUCAUGGUCUUCUGCUUUCGGCUGGUUCACAUCUUCGCCAUCCACAAGCAGCUGGGACCAAAGAUCAUCAUCGUCGGCAAGAUGAUCAAAGAUGUGUUCUUCUUUCUAUUCUUCCUGGGAGUCUGGUUGAUGGCGUAUGGAGUAGCCACCCAAGGCCUCCUAUAUCACACUGAGUCCCGUGCCAGUUGGAUUUUCCGCAGGGUGUUCUACCGGCCCUACCUGCAGAUCUUCGGGCAGAUCCCACUCGAUGAACUGGACGCUACUCGCUUUCACUCCAGAUGCCCAGAUAAUCUCACCAAGGGCUCAGAGGAAGAACUGUCUACCUGCACCAACACCUAUGCCAACUGGUUGGUCAUCCUGCUGCUGACCAUCUUCCUCCUGAUCGCCAACAUCCUGUUGGUCAAUCUGCUCAUCGCCAUGUUCAGUUACACCUUCAAUAAAGUUCAGGAGAAGAGUGACAUCUAUUGGAAAUUCCAACGCUACAAUCUGGUCGUGGAGUAUCACAAACGACCUGCAUUGGCUCCUCCCUUCAUAAUCCUGAGCCACAUCCACAUCUUCAUCAAAAGAAACAUACGAAAAGUCCCCACGGUGAAGGGCAGGCUCUUCAUAACAGACCUCUCGGAGGCCGUGGCCAACAGACUGAUGACUUGGGAGGCGGUGCAGAAAGAGAACUACCUGCUGUCCCGCAACAGAAUCAAACGAGAAAGCAACAUGGAGCGACUGAAGAGGACCGCACAAAAGGUUGACAGUGUUCUAAGCUACAUCACUGACAUCAGGGACCAUGACAGGCGGCUAAAGGUAAUUGAGAAACAGAUGGAGUAUUGCACCGAAGCCUUACGGUGGUUAGCGGAAUCCUUGCUGCAAAGUGACCUCAUUGGGAAUGCCAGAGCCCCGCCCACAUUUACAGAUCCUUCAUCAAAAAAGGACAGCAGGCUGUAACGAUUCAAAAUGAAAACUGCCUCAGCAAUGCUAACCUACACUGUGAAUAUCAAGAUCCUUAACCUUGCCUUUCGACUGCGGACAACAAACCGAGAGUAAAUUCCGGUCCUGUGGGACUGAUGAUCCUGAUCUGCAUCUUGUUUCUGAAGGUGGAAGCCCACAGUCGUAACUGAGAUUUUAUUGUGCUCUGUACCCGUUGAUGGGUACAGGGCUGGGGCAGAGAAAUGGGGCUAGAGCUGGAUGCUCAAGCAAAGAGGUAGCACAAAGACAAUGUCUCCUCCCUGCGUUGAGAGUGUCACAAUUUGUACAGAUGUUAAAUCUUGUUAUUUUCUUUUGAAUGAGUGGAAUGAAUUACAUUGAGAGUCCUGACAAUUUAACUCUUCAAUUGAUGGCAGGUUCCAAAACUUUCUAAAUUCCCUGGUUUUAUUCAUUCCUUCGCUUUGUUACAAGUGUGAAGGUUAUAGGAUUAUUACAUUUUAGGAUCAUAUCUUUUGGUUUAUUAGGUGAUCAUAGUGUUCUACCUCACAGGGCUGAAAAUCAAGCCCUGCUAUUCCCGGAACCAUCACAAAAAUUAAGGUUUGUAAAAAACACACAAAGGUUCCCCAGUUCAGAGCCAGCUCAGAGAAAGCACAGACCAAGUUUCUGCCCUUAACGAAAAUCUCUAUUACAAAUAAUUAGAUUGCAGCUACAGGUAAACCAUUAUGAACCAUUGACAUAUAACUUUACCAAUUAAAACUCCCACACACACACACAUACUCACACACGCACACACACAUACUCACACACACACACUCAGAGUGACUCACACACUCAGAGACACACAUGUGCACACACACACUCAGAUACAUUCUCGCUCACACACACACACACACACACACACAAUGUACACAGGCAGGGGAAAAAACAUGGGUGUUAUGGGCAGUGGCAAAGAUUGGAAAGGCAGUUCAGUGGUUCUUGUUGAUGCAGGUUGCUGAGAUGAUUCUUAUGACUCUUGUGUAGCUUCUCAAUCUUCCUGCUCUGAAAGCUUUCACUAGUUUGCAAGGUGGCUGGUUCAAACUGAUUAAAGAUAUCUGCCUUAUUAAUUAAAAGUCACAGCUUACAGAAACCUCUGGAGGAAAAAUGAACUGGUUUUCUUCAGGCUUAAACUGCAGGGAACCAAGUGAGCUCCUGAGCCCAGGAGUUCUUAGGCUUCUCACUAUUUUGUUCACAUUCCCUACCUGGUAAGCUUUCUGAAAACUAAUCAGAGAGUAGACAGAAGGGCUUUAUUAUUGAUAACUGGUCACCAGUUCACAAACGGAUCAGCUUCUUGUUGCCAACCAAAGAUCCAUUUGCACUCAACUCUUCGGUGCCAGCUUAUCUGCUAACUACACUUCAACUACUGCAGCUGUGUAGAGACACAAAGUGUUGCUUUCAUAAUAGGCAGCAAUCCUUUGCUUUAAAGCAAUUCUUUUCCCAUUUGAAUCCACAAUUAAAAUUACUGAAAAACAAAAUGAAACCGUCUUCAGAAAUAUAUUGCAACUGUAUCUGUCAAUGUACGUUAAAUAAAAAGGCUGGAGCCUAUCUGACAGCGCACAUAGGAGAUUUUAAUGGCUAAAGAUCAGAAGAAAAUGUAAAUUCUGUUAAUA
Rhincodon typus (whale shark) is the source of this 5352-nucleotide messenger RNA. It is a transcript of the gene trpm4a, whose product is annotated as transient receptor potential cation channel, subfamily M, member 4a. Gene Ontology annotation, biological process: calcium ion transmembrane transport. Bases 140 to 3727 code for a protein of 1195 amino acids. Lineage: Eukaryota; Metazoa; Chordata; Chondrichthyes; Orectolobiformes; Rhincodontidae. The record is from RefSeq and is a predicted model, not a curated record. Gene Ontology annotation, cellular component: membrane. Gene Ontology annotation, molecular function: ligand-gated calcium channel activity; calcium-activated cation channel activity. The transcript is spliced from 26 exons.